Molecule: messenger RNA, 891 nt
Organism: Musa acuminata subsp. malaccensis (wild Malaysian banana)
Lineage: Eukaryota; Viridiplantae; Streptophyta; Magnoliopsida; Zingiberales; Musaceae
Product: nuclear transcription factor Y subunit B-1
Biological process (GO): regulation of transcription by RNA polymerase II
Cellular component (GO): CCAAT-binding factor complex
Molecular function (GO): DNA-binding transcription activator activity, RNA polymerase II-specific; protein heterodimerization activity; RNA polymerase II cis-regulatory region sequence-specific DNA binding
Source: RefSeq, a predicted model, not a curated record
ACCUCUUCAACCUAAACCGAAGCAGACACCGUUGAGCACAAGCUUUUCAUCAUAUGAUCCCUCACCCAUUCGCUUUGGAAGCAUGCUUGCCGUCUAUAAUCUCCGCUUCAACACGUGCGAGUCUCGUCAAAGCGUCAUCUUCCCGGAAGACAUGGAUCUGCCCGUCUACAGAAGAAGCCAACACAUGAAUCUUCUUUGAGAGACCUCCAACUUAUGUACUUUCUUCAUGCUUACAAAUACAGACUAUAUUCUUUUAUCUAUAUACGAGGCCGCAGGUGCAACGUGUCUGUGCUCCCAAGGGGUCGAUGGCCGAUAGCUCGGGGAAUAGCCAAGAAGCACAAGGGCAGGCACUCGGCACGUCCACGGGAGCGGGCUCAGGUGAUGGCGGCAUCAAGGAGCAAGACAGGUUGCUGCCGAUUGCCAACGUGGGAAGGAUCAUGAAGCAGAUGCUGCCCCCCAACGCGAAGAUCUCAAAGGAAGCCAAGGAGACGAUGCAGGAGUGCGUGUCGGAGUUCAUCAGCUUCGUCACGGCCGAGGCCUCCGACCGGUGUCACAAGGAGAAGCGCAAGACGGUGAACGGGGACGACAUCUGCUGGGCGCUCGGCACGCUUGGCUUCGACGACUAUGCGGAGCCGAUGAGGCGGUACUUGCACAAGUAUCGUGAGGUCGAAGGCGAUCGAUCUGCAAGCAAUGGUCAGAAUACCAGGAGUAGCAACUUCGGCACCGGAGAUGGUCAGACGUUGUUCGAUGACAUGGACAGGAACAAUCCUUCAACAUCGAGGAGGUAUUAGCGAGGUCUGAGGAUGAUGGCGUUGAGUCAGUGGGUAAGAAAUCUCAUGUUUCUGCCUCGAGUUUUUGCUUGUUCUUGAAGCUGCUCCCUUUCUUCUGGAC